AUGGUCACAAACGAGAUAACCGGAAAUCUAAGAGAUCGCUUCAUCCAGGGAGCCGUCCUAUUGUACCUCAUAGACCCCGUCCGAGCCGAGCCCUCAGCCUACGGUCUAGACAAAGACUCCAAUCUCCUUGACCAUCCCCAAGAGCUGUUCUUGAAACGCAAAUUCCUUGACUCUUUCGCACUUAUCUGCGCUAUCAAGAAAGAUCCAAAGUCCGUCUCGGCAGCAUGUCUAGAAGAAGGGCAGCCGGAAAGCACGGUAGUGAGAAUCGCUAGCAAUGGCGGUGUAGCCCCGGACACAGUCAGAUCUUUACAGGGUCUUGUGGAUAUGCUCGGGAACAAAGCUAUGAAAGAUGUUGACCCCUCUGAAUUGGAGAGAGCUGUCCUGUUGAAGAUUAUCCAACUUGACGUUGUCAAGAUACGAGAUUACAUGAAGCGUCUGAAGACUUCACACAAUUUCUUCGAUGUACAGAUCCUCGAAGUACAAUCUAGACUGGUAGAUAUAGCGUCGGAGGCGACGUCGCCAUCAAUUCAAAAUUUUCUGGAUUGGUUCAAACAACUCUUCUCCAUCAGAAAUUUGCCCAACGAGCUGACACCGACGGUGUUGCUGGGAUAUAUUGUUUGGGCACAGAAGGCAAAGCGAGCAUACUACAAGUAUCUCUCACUUGCUUUUGCCGGUCCAAAUGGUUGUCUACCCCGCUGGGUGAAAGUACUCUUCAAACUCGGGCGGUACGGCAUUGCUGCGAGGGCUUUCGUUCAAACCUCAAUCAAUUUUCCGGCUCUGUUCGAUUCGAUGAUAGUUGAGGCUGUAUCUGCACCUCCAAGGGUGUAUUACGCUCUCCAGGAUGACAAGAAACCGCUUGAUCGCGUCCUGCGUCGAGUACCAGAAGUCAGGGUAGAAGACGCGAUACCUCGACUUUCUAGUAUUUGGAGCACCAAUAAUCCCGAGACCACCUUCCGAGACUCAUGUCCGGAAAUGCUAGUUACCCACGCCGAAAUACAGCUGAUCAGCUUCUACGAUCACAAUCCGACGCUACGACCUCAUGUCAGAUUCAUAGGAGUGAGCAAGAAGUCUUGUUACCUGUGCUGGCGAUUCCUCCAGACUCAUCCAAGCGGCUUCUAUGUUUCAUCUUGCCAUCAGAAGUUGUAUCCAUCAUGGAUACCUGCUCCAUCGACGGAUCUUCAAGUGUACAAGAAGUACAAACAAAUCACGCUAGACAUGAGCGUAAUGAUGGAGAAGAUUGCACGAGAGGAGUUGAUCGGUCGUCUUGGGCUGAAAAGACUUAUGCCUGCAGAUUCGACAGCUGGUGUGUCGCUUUCUGGCCUGACUGAAUUGGGGAAAACGGGGAUCCCAGAUUGUGCUGGACGUGGUGGAGUCAAGAUUGAUUUUGCCUCUGCUUCUGGCGACGCUGCUCCAGAGCGUCACGAAGCUCUGGCUGAUAUUGAGUCACCAUCUAAUAACUCGCGAUACAGCAGUGCCAGCGAUUUGACAUCUACUUGUACAAGGCAAAAUUCUUUGGAGACGGAGUCCGGCAAGUCUAUCUCGUCGAUGGUCUUUCGUUUCAAGGACCAAAGGGACCAGAAGAAGCAGGACAUCAUCACGAUUGACAGCAUAGUCAAUCCUGACACUCAACUUCCGUCAUGGUCAAAACUCCUCGAUCUCCUUAAUUCAGAAGACAGCUUCGGGCUUGUGUUUCGGGACUCGGAUUUCUUGUUUGUCAACAACAGUAUUCGGAUUCGGAAUGAGCGACAGUUUCUUGCUUGCUUACAAUGGCUACUUAAUGAGGGUGUCUGGAACGCAGAGGCAAUGAUUUGUGAUAGUUGUGUUUCGCCUCAAGAUUCUGGGGAUCAAGGAAUGAAAGGGGAAGUAUAA
Messenger RNA from Cadophora gregata, 1869 nucleotides. RefSeq lists its product as uncharacterized. The transcript is spliced from 2 exons. The coding region runs from base 1 to 1869 and encodes 622 amino acids. The record is from RefSeq and is a predicted model, not a curated record. NCBI's taxonomy places the organism in Eukaryota, Fungi, Ascomycota, Leotiomycetes, Helotiales, Ploettnerulaceae.